GCAGCCACUCUCGCCUGUCUCGGCAGCAGUGUAGUAGUAAUCAGCCUGCCGCGCUCUGAGCUCGCAUUUUGUGUCACGGUGCCACCGGGAGAGGGGCGACAGACUGCUGUGUGUCAGGGGAUACCAGUCACCAUCCGCACGGUUCAAGCGACAUCCUGCCGCGGGCAAUGACAUUGGCAGACUGAAGUGGGAAUACACGAGGAAACGCAAAAAUGACGGUGGACUUUGAAGAAUGUAUUAAAGAUUCACCCCGAUUCAGGGCUGGCAUUGAUGACGUGGAGACAGAUGUGGUGGAGAUUGAGGCAAAGCUCGACAAGCUGGUGAAGCUGUGCAGCGGGAUGAUCGAGGCCGGCAGGGCCUACGUCAGCGCCAACAAACUCUUUGUGAACGGCAUCAAGGACCUGUCACAGCAGUGCAAGAAGGAGGAGAUGAUAUCGGAAUGUCUUGAAAAGUGUGGAGAAAGCCUCCAGGAGAUUGUCAACUACCACAUGAUUUUGUUUGACCAGGCUCAGAGGUCGAUCAAGCAGCAGCUUCACACCUUCAUUAAAGAGGAUGUACGUAAGUUCAAGGACACCAAGAAGCAGUUUGACCGGGUGCGUGAGGACAUGGAGCUGGCCCAGGUGAAGAACGCCCAGGCACCCAGGAACAAGGUGCACGAGGCUGAGGAGGCCACACAGGCCCUUGUCCUCAGCCGCAAAGCUUUUAGGCACCUGGCCCUAGACUACGUGCUACAGAUUAAUGUGCUUCAGGCCAAGAAGAAGUUUGAAAUCCUGGAUGCAAUGCUGUCCUUCAUGCGUGCCCAGUACACUCUUUUCCAACAAGGCUUUAACAUCUUGGAUGAGAUUGACCCCUACAUGAAAAAACUGGCUGCGCAGCUGGAUCAGCUGGUCAUCGACUCGGCCAUGGAGAAGAGGGAGCUGGAGCACAAACAUGCCAUCAUCCAGCAGAGAACUCUGAUGCAGGACUUUUCUUAUGAUGACCCCAAGUUGGAAUUCAAUGUGGAUGCACCCAAUGGCGUGGUCAUGGAGGGCUACCUCUUCAAGAGGGCCAGCAAUGCGUUCAAGACCUGGAACAGGCGGUGGUUUUCUAUACAAAACAGCCAGCUGGUCUACCAAAAGAAGCUCAAGGACUCUUUGACGGUGGUGGUGGAGGACCUGAGGCUGUGCUCAGUCAAACCCUGUGAAGAUAAUGAGAGGAGGUUCUGCUUUGAGGUGGUUUCACCCACUAAGAGCUGUAUGCUGCAGGCUGAAUCGGAGAAGCUGCGGCAGGCUUGGAUCCAGGCAGUCCAGGCAAGCAUCGCCAGUGCUUAUAAAGACAUCGCCGACAAUUAUUACAUUGAGCGUUUGGACAGGACAGCCUCGCCCUCCACCAGCAGCAUCGAUUCUGCCAGUGAGCCCAGAGAGAGGGGGGAGAGGGGAGUUCGGGGAGGUGGGGAAAGCCUCCUCCAGAGGGUGCAGAGCCUGCCAGGCAACGAGCUGUGCUGUGACUGUGGCCAAACAGCUCCCUGCUGGGCCUCCAUCAACCUGGGAGUGCUGCUCUGCAUUGAGUGCUCAGGAAUCCACAGGAGUUUAGGCGUCCAUUGCUCUAAAGUGCGUUCACUGACGUUAGACUCAUGGGAGCCAGAAUUACUCAAGCUGAUGUGUGAAUUGGGGAACACUGUGAUCAACCACAUUUACGAGGGAACCUGCGAAGAGCUGGGAGCAAAAAAACCUGGACCAUCCAGUUCAAGACAGGAGAAAGAGACCUGGAUCAAGGCUAAAUACGUGGAGAAACGCUUCCUAAAGAAGAUGAGUGGGAGCGAGGCACUGGUGGAGGGUGAAAGGAAGUCCCGGCCAUGGACGGUGAAGAAGUGCCAGCGACACAGCAGUUCUGCUCGGGCCCCCAACAAGGCCCGCAGGAAAUACCACCGCUAUGAGCCGGGCAGCGCUUCACCUGCAAACCUCUCUGCAGCAGCUGCAGCAAAGUUUCGCCGGGACUCCCUGUUUUGUCCAGAUGAGCUGGAUUCACUAUUUUCCUACUUUGACACUGGCUCUGGUCCUCGCAGUCUUAGCAGUGACAGCGGCCUGGGAGGAAGCACUGACGGCAGCACAGACAUCCUGGUAUUUGGCUCGGUGGUGGACAGUGUCACAGAAGAAGAGGAGGAGUCGGAGGAGUCCUCAAGUGGUGAGGUGGAGAUCGAACAGGAAGUAUCUUCAGACCCCGAAGACCCGAGGGAGUUCCACCCCGGGGCGCUCCUCCACCGAUCCGCCCGUCUACACAACCUGCCGCUCAUGGCGGAGGCACUGGCACACGGUGCUGACGUACACGCUGCAAGUGAGGAGGAGGAGGCAAAAACGCCACUCAUUCAGGCCGUAAUCGGGGGCUCUCUGAUAGCUUGUGAGUUCCUGCUGCAGAACGGAGCCGAUGUGAACCAGAGGGACAUGAGAGGCAGAGGCCCACUGCACCAUGCCACCUACCUCGGACACACUGGUCAGGUGUGUCUGUUCCUGAAGAGAGGAGCUUCACAGACGGAGGUGGAUGAGCAGGGCCAUGACCCCCUAAGUAUUGCUGUCCAGGCCGCCAAUGCAGACAUCGUCACCCUACUGCGCCUAGCGCGGAUGAAUGAGGAGAUGCGAGAGGCGGAGGCUCCGUUGGGUCAACCAGGUCAAUACCACAGCAGCAGCCCCACUGAGCAGCAGUAUAGAAAGUGCAUCCAGGAAUUCAUCUGCCUCACCAUAGACGAAUGCUAGUGGUCCCUUUAUUUAUUUAUAUAUAUAUAUAUAUAUAUAUAUAUAUAUAUAAAUAUACCUAGCUUAUGAUGAAGAAGCUUGGGGUGUCUGAGGAUAGAGGAGCGUACCACUUGCUCAUUAUGGGGGUGCCUUGUGUUGUAGGGAGACCCCUGAUGGACCUUUUUAACUCUACUAACACUACAGUCACCAUCUACAUUUUUCAUCACCACUACGUUUCUGCUUGCCAUUACUCGGAACCACCCAUGCUAUGCUAGCUACAUGACACACAGUAAAAUGACAUGUGGUUUUUGGUGUUUUGCUAACAGGGUUGUCCUCUAACUUAUCAUAACGUGGUGUGAGCCCUUGUGUGAGGGUGUGUGGGUUGCCUAACAGCUCUUCGCUGCAUUAACCCCCUUACACAUUAUAUCUCUCCCGACCAUCUAUGACCAUCCAACUUACCCAUCUCUUCUUAAUCGGAGAUGUAAAUAUACGUAUUUAGAAGUUGUAUGGGUAAUCUUUAAACUAUGUGCUGUGGCAUGAGGUGAAAAAAAUGGUAUUUGUUCCAUUACUAAAAGAAAAAGAGUAACUGACAAGCUACAGUGGAGGUGGGCAGGGUAAUUUACUGUGUAUAAAGAGGUGUCAGGAAGGGACAUUUAAUGUAAAACUGUGACAAAAUUACUCAAGGGCUUGUGGAAAAGAGACCUCUUGCCUGCGUUGUAAGAUACUUUGUGAGUGAGUGAGUGAGUGAGUGAGGAGAGUAAAUGAGUGCAUGUGUCAAAGAAUACUGAGAAACCUAGUUAAAUCAUGAUAUGAUACAUAAUGUUUUAAUGUAAAGGAGAAAAAAAAAGAUUCUGCACUUUUCCCACCUACAGUAUUAUAUUUUUGUUUAUUUUCAUUCAGUCAGCUUUUACAUUGUUCUUGUCUAGUCCAGUCUAUUGUCCAUCUCUCUAUUGUCUAUUUUAUUCCUUUCUUUGUAUUUUUGUUUUAUCUCCACAAGAGGACCAGUGCAAUGCAUUCUUGGAUGCAGUUUACUUCUGCAUUUCUGUUAUUGAUUGUCAUUUUAAUCUGAAAGCAUUACUUGGACUUUUUGACAGGAAGUAUUUAGAUUACAUCAUGUAAUAGCACUCAUAAAAGACAUGUUGCUUUAAUUUUCCCUUUGGAAAGGCCUUAAAUUGCUAUGAGUAAGAUUACUGAUACUCAAACACACCACUGGAAGAGAUUUUAUUAGUUUAUCUAUGGAACUUGGAGUUACAAUGUACCAUUGUUUUAAAAUUAGUUGCAGUCAUUCGUUGUUCACUAGUGAGGAUGAGAACUCGUCAAGUUGUGAAGGUGAAGUGCAGACAAAGCCGGAGCAGAAAGUCUUGUAGUGCAAUGAGCGAGUGUAUAAAGCUGGAUUUAUGGCUCGUCCUUCCAUCCAUUGCCUUUCCCAGUGCAAAGGGGAAUCAUGGCGCCUCCAUGUUGUUGUAAAUACUCAUCCAUGUUACAGUGUCUGUGGUGAGAUAAAGGAGCACAUUUCUUUACGUGUUUACACACUUGUGGGGUCAAAGGACGUAUAUAUCUGGCUUCCCUCACUGGUCAAUGCUUACAAUGUUCUCUGCAUGCUUUGCCAGAGUCAUUAGUGGGAGGUUCAACAUCGUUUGCGUUCUGAGCAUGAUAAAAUAUUUUUCAAUGGUUUGAUCACGUCGUGCAGUGCAGUCCUGUGAAAUGAGCAUGCACCACCAUGACCCCUCUGGUGUUUCUUACUUUUUGCACCUCUGUGCCAUUCUUCCAUCCAUGGACCAAAUCUGUGGUGACUUCUUCAUUCCUGUCUUUUUUUGUUUGUUUGUUUGUUUUCACAAAAGCUUAGUAACAGUGAUUUUAGUUAUUGUUUGUAUCUUGUGGUUUAUUUUCCUCUGCCAAAGACUUUUUAAAGGGAAAGUGUCUGACAUUGUUGUAUGAUAUCACCGUUUUUUUUGUUUUUUAAACUGAAACUGUUCAGAGUAGGUACAGCAUAGUCUUGACAUGCUUUGUGAAGUGACAGAGUGGUAGAAACACUGUUGGUGUACUCACCUGCUCAAAAGAGGUUAUAGAAAUGUGACAGACCUGAGAGAUUUUGAUAUGGCAGGUUAUAUUCUGCAAUAGUUCAAUGUACUGCAAGUAGAACCAGUCUAGGGGGUGAUGUGAUGCUACUGUGACCAAACUGUUAAGGGCCCUAGCCCUAGCUGAAGUAUUAAAUGUUGUGUCCAUUGUGUGUAUUGACAUAGGAGUGGUUAAAGGUGCUGUUCAAAGCAAACAUGCUGUAAAUAGUACACUUGUGUAUUUUAACUUGAUGCCAGCUGCCUGCUUCUCAGCAUUCAAUCACAGAUCCCGACUGUCUGAUCUGUUUUAUGUAUCUCUUUCAAAAAGCAACCUGUCAGACCAAACUGACUCGGAGGCGUUCUUCUGUCCACUGACAUUUGGAUAUCUUUGGAAUACUUUCUUCCUUGUCUUUAGAAGCACUGAGUGGGGGGAAAAAAAAGAAAAACAAAAUGCAUACAAUAAAACUGAGAAUCUCUUGAUGAACUAA
Molecule: messenger RNA, 5253 nt
Organism: Micropterus dolomieu (smallmouth bass)
Lineage: Eukaryota; Metazoa; Chordata; Actinopteri; Centrarchiformes; Centrarchidae
Gene: acap3b
Product: ArfGAP with coiled-coil, ankyrin repeat and PH domains 3b
Exons: 24
Coding region: 213-2729 (838 amino acids)
Cellular component (GO): cytoplasm
Molecular function (GO): GTPase activator activity; protein binding
Source: RefSeq, a predicted model, not a curated record